AUGCGAUCGGAGGCGCACGACGGCCUCGAGCUGCACAGUCGUUUCAUGAGCAUUCCGCACGACUAUCUUCUCCGCACCCGCGAGGCAGCAUGGAGUGAAGAACUACCGCGUCCUAUCCUCGACUCCUCCUCCGUCUUCCCUCUCGAGCUCGUCGACAACCCCGGCGCGAACAAGCUCACCGUGCCGAGUCGUCCGCCGUUUCAUCUCGAUCAGACCAAGAGUGAGGUUGAAAAGAACGAGGAGACUAUCUGGCCCCUCGACGUUGAGAAGCCCGAGCUCAUUCGAGACCAACCUCGAGGUCUGGCGACAACUGCUUCUUCGAUUGUUCUCCUUCUCGUGGACGCGCGCUGUCCUGCCGUUCAUUGCCCCCCAUCACUCCGCGCGUACCUCCGUUCCCUCCGCCCUCGACGCGAGAUCAUCCUCGUCCUGACCAAGUCCGACCUCGUCGACCCGUCCGCGCUCGCCGGCUGGCGUAGCUGGUUGAGAGCGUGGUGGCUCGAAGGGUCCGAUGGGGACGAGCAUGAGCCGCAAGUCGUCUCUGUGUCGUCAUACGAUACGUCACUCCUCCACACCGAGGGACGACACCGUCCCCACAUUCCCAACAGUGCCCGUGUUGCUCUCCUCGAGGCACUCCAGAUGGCUCACGCCCGACUCCUCUCUUCCCCGGAACACAAAGUGCGCGAGACCGUCCGCUGGGACGAUCUGAACACCGACAGUGCCCACAUCGAGGACGAGGCUGACACACGCCGCCGGUCAGGCGAGCUCGCCCAUGAUGAGACUGAGCCGCCACUGACGUUCGGUCUUGUCGGUCAGCCUAAUGUAGGCAAGUCGUCGCUUUUGAACGCCCUUCUCGGCACUACGAAGGUGCGCGCCUCCCGAACGCCAGGCAAGACGAAGCACUGGCAGACGAUCCUCUGGGGUGCCCGUCGGGAAGUGCGCAUUGUCGACUGUCCCGGUCUCGUAUGCCCCAGUGUUGUGCCCAUGGAGCUCCAGGCUAUGAGUGGAAAUCCCGUCCCUGCCCGCCUGCAUUCAGUUCGCGGGUCGUCUGCUUCCGCUCGAGCGGGUUUUCCGCAUCCCCGAGCCAGAGCACCCCAGCGAAGAAGGGCUGGACGGCUGGAGAUCUUAUGGACGGUCGUGCUGCCGACCGUGGUUUCAUCUGCACGACCCGACGCCAACCGUGCCGCAGACGGCAUGCUGCGCGCCCUGGCUGAGGGCCGCGUGCGCUGGGGUUUCUGGCCACCGGGCUCCGAGCCGACGCGCGACGGACAGGGACUCUGGCUCGGCGAGUGGCAGAGUUCGGACAGUGAGUUCGAGUCAGGCUCUCUCAGCGAGGAUUCGGACCCGCCGACCAUCGUUACCGUCGCUGCUGUUGAGAGCGAUGAUGAUGAGGAGGACGAGAUCGAUGACGAGUCGCCGGCCGUUAAACUCAACAAUGCCAGCUUUUUUGCCGCCCUCAGUCUCGACAAUGAUGACGAGGACGAUGACGAGGAUGAUGAGGACGACUACGUCCUUGUCUCUGUAUAG
Trichosporon asahii var. asahii CBS 2479 is the source of this 1524-nucleotide messenger RNA. RefSeq lists its product as uncharacterized. The transcript has 6 exons. Bases 1 to 1524 code for a protein of 507 amino acids. Gene Ontology annotation, molecular function: GTPase activity; GTP binding. The record is from RefSeq and is a predicted model, not a curated record. NCBI's taxonomy places the organism in Eukaryota, Fungi, Basidiomycota, Tremellomycetes, Trichosporonales, Trichosporonaceae.